AUGUAUAUAAUGUCUCAUGCAAAUGAAACUCGAAUGCAAACAUUACAUGAUACAAAUAAAAAUCAUCCAACUGGAGAAAAUAUUGAUCCCGAAUUAUAUCAAUUAAAAAUUCAAUUAGCAGCUAUACAAGAACAACAACGUCUACAAACAUUAAUGAUCAAACAAUUUCAACAACAAUUAAAAGUUUAUCAACAAAAACAAAAUCAUGUUGAAAAUGAAGAAAAUGUUGAAACACAACAAACAUAUUCAUGUAAUAUUUGUAAUUAUAAUUUUUCUUCUCGAUCAAAUUUAAAAAUUCAUAUUGAACAACAUCGUGAUAAAUUACCAAAAGUAAUAUCACCAGUACCAAUUGACAAUAAUCAUGAAGAUGAAAAUAUCGAAGAAGAAGAAGCAGAUGGAGAAGAAGAAGAAGAAGAAGACGAAGACGACGAUAAACGUGGUUUAAUAAUUCAAACUGAAGAAGAUGAAAGAUCUGUAACAUCACCACUUGAUUUAUCAACUAGUGAUCAUUUAUCAUCAACAUCAAUUAAAUCCGAUGAAGAACAACAAAUACCAUCAUCAAUACAAUUUCAAAUGGAAGAACAUGAAGGUGAACCUGAAGAUCCAAAUAUGGCUAAAUUAAAAGAUAUGAUUGAAAAACUUGAACGAACAACAAAUAAAAGUGAUUCAAAUGAAUGUGUUGUUUGUAAACGUAUACUUUCAUGUCAAAGUGCACUUAAAAUGCACUAUCGUACACAUACAGGUGAACGUCCUUUUCGAUGUCGAAUAUGUUCUCGAGCAUUCUCUACUAAAGGAAAUCUUAAAACACAUAUGAAUGUUCAUCGUAUAUCAGAUGAUAAUGGCUCAAUAAAAUCAAAAUCUUGUUCAAUUUGUCAAAAACAAUUUAAUAAUAUUGAACAAUUACGUUUACAUUUAAAAGAUCAUCUUAUCGAUCCAAAUAAUGCAUCAUUAGCUGAAGAAGCUUUACGUGCAAUUGAUUCUGAACGUUCAUUAUCAAGUAUUGAUGAUGAAUCACAAAUUGAUGUUCAACGUGAUAAUCAAUCAAUUAAACGUGACGAACUUGAAGAAGAUGAUGAUACAAAAUCAUCAGCUAUAUCAAAUUCUUUAGCUGCAGCUAUAGCUGCUGCUGCAUCAACAUAUUCAAAUGGAAAUUUAACAAAUCAUUUAUCACCAUUUAAUUUAUUUAAUCCACAAUUUUUUCCAAAUUUAGCUGCUAGUACAUUUCCAUUUUUAGCUGCUGCUGCAGCAUUUAAUAAUUCAAAUACAUCUAUUAAUGAUGAACAUAAAGAUAAUAGUAUAAAUGAAAAUGGUGAAGAUUUAUCACAAACAUCAAAAAUGUUAGUUGAUGAUACAUUAAUAAAUAAUGAAAAAAAUCAUUUAAAACGUUCAUCAUCAAUAUUACAACAUAUAUGUAAUGUUUGUUCAAAAAAUUUUUCAUCUGCUUCAGCUUUACAAAUACAUAAUCGAACGCAUACUGGUGAAAAACCAUAUAAAUGUGACGUUUGUGGUCGAGCAUUUACAACAAAAGGAAAUUUAAAAGUUCAUACUGGUACACAUAUGUAUCAUACACAAACAAGUCCAACUAUGGUUAAUAGUGGAGUUGCAGCACGACAACGACGACGAUAUGAUUUUCAUCCAUAUUCAAUUAAUAUAACUGAUGUAGAAAAAACAAUAACAUCAUCGCCAUCAUCAACAAUAAUUAAAAGUGAAUCUUGAGAGAGAGAGAGAGAGAGAGAGAGAGAGAAUGAACAAAAACAAAAAGAUAAAAAAAAAAAUUUACUCCACUAUGGUCUUUCAUAUAACGAAACAAACUAAUGCGAUGAUGAGAAUGCAUUCCCUCAUAUUCUCUUUUUUCUUUUUUUCGUCGUUUUGUUUGUCUGUUUUUGGUGCUCUCGUGUUUCGUUUGUUUUUAACUCAGGUUUCUGUUUUCUUUUUUUGUCCUCCUUUUCGUUGUUGUGGUCAUGUGCGUGUGUACAGCAGUUAGCUUCUUUUUUUUUUCUCUUCGUUUUUGUGAACCGUGAAAAGAAAUGGCAUGAUUGUUACUGUUGAAAUUUAAAGUUUAUUCGUCUAUGAUACCUGUCGGAAUAAUAGGAGUUCUAAUUUGGUUUUUAUUUAGACAAAAGAUUGAUUAAAAGCUUCUAAUUUCAUUUUAUUGCCAUCAAUUAUAUUAAAACUUUAAGAAAUCCAA
Messenger RNA from Rotaria sordida, 2188 nucleotides. The record is from the annotation of a GenBank genome assembly. NCBI's taxonomy places the organism in Eukaryota, Metazoa, Rotifera, Eurotatoria, Philodinida, Philodinidae.